CCAGGAUCCCCCGCCAUGCCUAGUCUGGAGGGCGUGGCCAACGUGGCCCUCCGAGUCCCGGCAAUCGUCCUGCUGGAUCUGCUCUACCGCUGGGAUGUGGAGGAGUUCAGAGGAGAGUUCAGUCGCCCCGCCUACAAUACGUCCUUCAUCUACUCGCCUCUCCUGUGGAAUGUCUACUACCUGGCCCAUGUGGUGUGUGCGGUGCUGGUGAUCCUUCCUCUGCGCCAUCUGGUCAAUAUUUACCUCUAUCUCCUCACCUCAUUGCUGCUGUAUGUGGCCCACCAGACGGUCAGGGAUUACAUCCGCCAGGAGAUGGAUGCCGGUUAUUCGGGGACGGUGUACGAGGACCACACGUCAUUGACUCGCAGUGUCAGCACUCUAACAGGCCUGGUGAUGGUGUGCACGCUUUGUUCCCUGCUCAUGAGGACUCGUCAGGCCUGGCUCUUCAGCGCCCCCGUCCUGCCGCUCUUGGCCCGCCUAACCAGACUUCCUCUGCACUCUCUGCCACUUCUCAACGUUGUCUCCACUGGCGCAACACUGCUGGUCAUGUGUUACGUGGCGGCAUCUGGGUUCCGUCCUCUGUGCCGCCUCUUCACCAAGGCCUACGAGGAACUGAUUCAGGAAAUGGAACUCUACAGGUUGGUGGCCCUCGGUAUGGCACUCUGGACACAGCUAGCUGUCCCUGCCAUCUUCCUGGUCUUCUGGGUGGUUCUUUACCUCCUCCAAGUGUACAGUGCCUUGUCCUCCAAGCCGGGCAUCCUAGAGCAGCAGGGGCCGAUCUUCAUCCUCCUCAACAGCGUGUCGGAGUGCUGCGGGACUCCAUAUUGUCUCUUGGGACUCACCUCCACUGUGUCCUACCUGGCUCUGGGGAUGCUGAACCUCUGCAAGUUCUAUCUGAUGGGAUACGCAGCCGUCCAGAACGGGAAUGCCAUGCAUAGGGGGGUGACGGAAGGGGUGACACUGAUGCUCCUCUCUCUGCAGACGGGUCUCCUGGAUCUGCAGGUCCUGCAGAGAACCUUCCUGCUCAGCAUCAUCUUCUUCAUCGUGGUCACCUCCACCCUGCAGUCCAUGAUCGAGAUCGCCGACCCCAUCGUACUGGCCCUUGCUGCCACCGGGAACAGAAGUGUGUGGAAACACGUGCGGGGGCUCAGCCUGUGCCUCUUCCUGCUGGUCUUCCCCACGUUCAUGGCCUACAAGAUCGCCUACUUCUUCCACAUGGAUUUCUGGCUGCUGAUCCUGGUGUCCAGCUGUCUGCUCACCUCCCUGCAGGUAACCCGCGCACUCUCUCUCUACGCCCUCUUCAUGAUGGAGCUGUUCCAGGACAGCAGGGUGGAGCGGAUGGACGAGAUCAUCUACGGGGUGAACGCGGUCAGCCGGGUGCUGGAGUUCCUGGUGGCGCUGUGCGUGGUGGCCUACGGCACCUGGGAGUCCGUAUUCGGGGAGUGGAGCUGGAUGGGCGUGUCGGUCAUCAUCGUCCACUCCUACUUCAACGUCUGGCUGAGGGCGCAGUCCGGCUGGAAGAGCUUCCUGCUCCGCAGAGAGGCCGCCAAGAAGAUCAGCCACCUGCCUAAGGCCACCGAGGAGGAGCUGAGGGCCCACAACGAUGUCUGCUCCAUCUGCUUCCAGGAGAUGUCUAUCGCUGUCAUCACCACCUGCGGUCACUUCUUCCAUGCCGACUGUCUGAAGAAAUGGCUGUAUGUCCAGGACACCUGUCCCCUGUGUCACCAGCCAGUGAGGGCUGUGGUCAGGGAUGACGAGGAAGAAGAAGUUGUUGAGGAGUCUGAUUCUGAUGAGGGAGAAGCAGGAGGACGAGGUGGAGUCUGGUUAAGCGGAGAGAAUGUGGAAGAAUCUCCAGCAGGAGAUCAUGGAGCAAAGACUGGAACAUUUGUUGGUGAAAACCACCCCAUAGUAGAAGAAGCCACCUAUGCGGAAACAGAGAAUGCCCACUACAGAAAGGUGGAAGAGGUCCUUUUGGAGAAAGGGGGGCAUUUUGUUUACUGGGGGUUAGAGGAGGAGCACUACAGGAAAGAGCAGGAAGAGGAGGUCCUCUAUAGGGAGAGACAAGACAAUGAGGUCCUCUAUAGGGUCCCGAUCUCUACAUACAGUAUUACAUUGUGA
This is a messenger RNA of Nanorana parkeri, 2118 nucleotides long. RefSeq names its product RING finger protein 145-like. Bases 16 to 2118 code for a protein of 700 amino acids. Gene Ontology annotation, molecular function: ubiquitin protein ligase activity; zinc ion binding. The record is from RefSeq and is a predicted model, not a curated record. Gene Ontology annotation, cellular component: endomembrane system; endoplasmic reticulum. NCBI's taxonomy places the organism in Eukaryota, Metazoa, Chordata, Amphibia, Anura, Dicroglossidae. The transcript is spliced from 11 exons.